AUGUCCAUCCUUCCGCCCUCCCAGGAUUCAGUGUCCGAGUCGUCCAUUGACAAGUCUGUCCCUGUCUACAAAGUCGAGAUGGGCGGUUCCGUUACCCACGAAGAGCCUACCAACGGCACCUUGGCGCCGCCUGAGAAGCAGCCCAAGUGGCCCAAGAUUCGCUCCAUCUGGCAAGAUGCCUUUUCCGAGUUCCUGGGCACCAUGGUCCUCAUCCUUUUCGGCGAUGGUGUCGUGGCCCAGGUCGUCCUCAGUAAGAAUGUCAAGGGCGAUUACCAGAGUAUCUCUUGGGGCUGGGGCAUCGGCGUCAUGCUGGGCGUCUAUGUCAGCGGCAAGUCUGGCGGUCACAUCAACCCCGCCGUCACCCUCGCCAACUGCGUCUUCCGCGGCCACCCGUGGCGCAAGUUCCCCGUCUACUUGCUCGCCCAGCUCCUGGGCGCCAUGAUGGGCGCCGCCAUCAUCUACGGCAACUACCGGUCGGCCAUUGACACAUUCGAGGGCGGCACCGGCCUCCGCACCGUCUCGGGCCCCAAUGCUACCGCCGGUGUCUUCUGCACUUAUCCCGCCGCAUUCAUGACCCGGACCGGCAUGGUCUUCUCCGAGUUCGUCGCCAGCACCAUUCUUCAGUUCGUCAUCUUUGCGCUUGCCGACGCCAACAACAUCGGCGCCGGGCCGCUGAUGCCUCUGUGCCUCUUCUUCCUCAUCUUCGGUAUCGGUGCUUGCUUCGGUUGGGAGACUGGCUAUGCCAUCAACCUGGCCCGUGACUUUGGCCCUCGCCUGGUUACCUACAUGAUCGGAUACGGCCACGAGGUGUGGUCGUUUGGUGGAUACUACUUCUGGAUCCCCAUGGUGAUUCCGUUCCUCGGAUGCCUUACUGGCGGCGCCAUGUACGAUUUCUUCAUCUACACCGGCCCGGAGAGCCCGAUGAACAAGCCUUACCUCGGCUUCAACCGCUUCUUGCACCCCAAGAAGAGCGUCUGGUCCAACACAUACAACAAGGCCCUCGACUCCAACGUAUAG
This is a messenger RNA of Purpureocillium lilacinum, 1017 nucleotides long. RefSeq lists its product as uncharacterized. Gene Ontology annotation, molecular function: water channel activity; glycerol channel activity. The record is from RefSeq and is a predicted model, not a curated record. Gene Ontology annotation, cellular component: plasma membrane. Lineage: Eukaryota; Fungi; Ascomycota; Sordariomycetes; Hypocreales; Ophiocordycipitaceae. Gene Ontology annotation, biological process: water transport; glycerol transmembrane transport.